Fusarium keratoplasticum is the source of this 1587-nucleotide messenger RNA. RefSeq lists its product as uncharacterized. NCBI's taxonomy places the organism in Eukaryota, Fungi, Ascomycota, Sordariomycetes, Hypocreales, Nectriaceae. Gene Ontology annotation, biological process: transmembrane transport. The record is from RefSeq and is a predicted model, not a curated record. Gene Ontology annotation, molecular function: transmembrane transporter activity. The transcript is spliced from 4 exons. The coding region runs from base 1 to 1587 and encodes 528 amino acids. Gene Ontology annotation, cellular component: membrane.
AUGUCUUCACGAGCUGAGCAAUCGCGGGACGACGACCUCUCGGCUGACGCUGAUGUCGAGAGCAACAGCGGAUAUGACAAUGACGUAGCUCCGUCAGAAGGAUCGCCGCUCCUCUCCAACGACUUGCCCCGCGACCUCGUUCCCUCCAGAGGGUUUCAGCGACGCGUCUUGCUUAUGUGUCUUGUCUCGCUGUUUAUUGUUGAAGUGAGCGAGUUCAUCACGGAUCCACCGCAGCAAAAGAUUAUAGAGGACAUUAUAUGUCGGGGAUAUUAUCCGGACCAUGUUUUGCAGAUAAAGGAUCAACGUUGCAAGGAUAAUCAUGUUCAGAAGACGUUGGCGAUGGUUCGGGGGUGGCAUCUGGCCUUUGGGAUGGCAGUUCCCAUCUUGCCGCAGUUUCCAUUCGGAAUCAUAGCUGAUAAAUAUGGAAGACGGCCCGUCUUGUUUCUAUCACUCCUUGGCGCCUUGCUCCAGACAGCAUGGGUCAUGAUGGUUUUAUAUUUCCCAGAUGUCUUUUCCAUCUGGGCUAUUAUCCCCGGAAGCCUCUUCUUCCUCAUCGGAGGUGGAGGUCCAAUGGCCGGCGCCAUGGUCUGGACAAUUGUAGCCGACGUCGUGCCCACUGCUGAACGAACUGGCGUCUUCUUUCGCCUCUUCGCCGCCAGCUUGCUCUUCAACGUCAUGGUUAACCCUAUCUCGGCUUGGCUGCUCAAUUAUGACCCAUGGCUGUCCAUGUGGAUAGGCCUUGGCUUCCUCAUUGCAGGUACCUUGUCGGUUCUGCUCAUCCCAGAAACUCUCCGGUUCCGACAAAAGGCUGAUAAUCGUCGACGACAUGGUCCUGGACACGAGGAUGAUGCUGAACCUGAGGAACACGGACAUGGGGUCUCUUUGAGCAAGCACAGCGUCCUGAAGCAAGCCUGGUUUACGGUCAAGAACGACAUGCAGCACGUGCGGCGAUUCAUCUUUGCGUCCAAGACCGUCAUAAUGCUCAUACUCACAGUCGCAACCUAUCUGCCGAUCAGGGUUGCGUAUAACGGCAUCUUGCUACAGUACAUGACAAAACGCUUCAACUGGGAGUGGUCUACAGCUACAUAUAUCUCCACAGUGGGCGUCCUGUCGACCGUGAUAUGCCUGCUUGUCGUUCUCCCCAUCGCAUCGCAUUUGCUCAAUGGGAGCUCUCGCUUUAGAUCACGUCCCGUGAACAGAGAUCUGAUUCUGGCGCGCAUCUCGCUGGUAUUCGUGUCUUUCGGAGGGCUACUGAUGGCCUUUGCAGGAGGCCCAUGGCUCUUCAUCAUAUCUCUCGUCAUUACAAGCUUCGGCCAUGGAUUCAACGCUCUCUGCAGGGCCGUUCUCAAUGCCGUGGUGGAACCGCACACGAUCGCAACACUGAACACCACCAUUACUCUCAUUGAGAUGGUCAUGGGACUUGUGGCUGCUCCGGCUACGAGUUGGCUGUUUAGCCGUGGCAUGGACCUGGGUGGCGCUUGGAUGGGGCUGCCGUUCCUUGCCAUAACAGGGCUGUCGGUUGGAGUCUGUGUGAUGUUGUUUACCGUGAGAGUGCCUCAUGGCGUGGCUCAAGCCCACAGUGACUGA